CCGUCUCGCUCAUUGGUGUUGCUUGAAGAGGGUGGGGAGCGUCCGCGUACCAAUUGGGGACAGGAGAGAUGGCUCCCCGCCCUUGGAGCGUCACCGGAGCGCGCGUGCGCAAGGCCACAAGGCGCUCUUGAUUGGCGGGGCGGCGCUGACAGUUGUGUGUAUGGGGGUGGGGAGGCGAGUGGGUGAAGGGAGGGAGUGUAAAUAGAGCGAAGGCGGUUUCGCCGCCGUGCUGCCGCCGCCGAGCGAUCCUCGAGGAGGCCAGGUGGAGAUGGAAGACGAGCAGGAGCAGCGACGCAGGAAGGUGGAGGCUGGGAGAGCCAAGCUUGCUAGCUUCCGACAGAGAAAAACAAAAGGUGACAGUCCGAAUCCGAAGAAAAAGACGGCGAAGAGGAAGGGCUCGGCUGUCCAUGCGUCUGUCCAGGAGGCGGCUUCGGUAGCCGCACCCAACAGCGAGCUCCCCCGAGGGGCGACUGUCUUUGAAAGCCAGGCAUGCAGCAACACCCUGGACGGGACCGGAGGGGCGUCUGCAGCUCAGGAACAAGAAGACUGUGACCUGGAUGUGACUGACCUGCAGGGACAGCAGCAGCCACAGCCACAGCCACCCCAGACAGCCCACAGCCUUGAACUAGAAGCACUCCGCCUGAGCCUGAACAACAUGCAUACCGCACAGCUGGAGCUGAUGCAGGCCAACCUGCAGAAGGAAAAGGAGACCGCGCUGACGGAGCUGCGGGAAAUGCUCAAUGGCCGGCGGGCUCAGGAGCUGGCGCUGCUGCAGAGCAGGCAGCAGUGCGAACUGGAGCUGAUGCGAGAGCAGCACGCCCGCGAGAAGGAGGCGAUGGAGCUCCGCAGCGGGCAAGAGACAGCUGAGCUGAAGGAGAAGUUACGUUUAGAAAUGGAGAAAAACGUCCAGAUGAUCGAGACUCUGAAGCAAGAUUGGGAGUCUGAAAGAGAGUUAUGUUUGGAAAAUCUCCGCAAAGAGUUGUCUGCAAAACAUCAGUCAGAAAUGGAGACUUUGCAAAACCAGUUUCAGAAGGAAUUGUCAGAACAGAAAGCUGAACUGGAGAAGAUUUUUCAGGCCAAACAUGAGGUUGAAGUUUCCCUGAAGAACCUGGAGGCUCAGCAUCAAGAAGCCAUCAAGAAGUUGCAAGAAGACCUGCAGUCAGAGCACUGCCAGUACUUACAAGAUUUAGAGCUGAAGUUCAGAGAAAAGGAAAAAGCAAAAGAGUUGGAGUUAGAGACUCUUCAGGCAUCCUAUGAAGACCUCAAGGCUCAGUCCCAAGAAGAGAUCAGACAACUGUGGUCCCAGCUUGAGUCUAUGAGAAGCAACCGAGAUUCAGUGAAUGGGUCGUGGGAGCCCCUGCUGGCCCAAGCAUCUCACCUGGAAGACCUGGAGCAUCUGCGGGCAGAUUUCUCUCAGCAGCAGCAGCAGCAAGAGAGAGCCCAGCAUGAGGCAGAGCUGGAGCACCUGAGGGUCUAUUUCGAGAAGAAGUUGAAGGACGCUGAGAAGACAUACCAAGAGGACCUGACGGUGUUCCAGCAACGGCUGCAGGAGGCCAGAGAGGACUCUCUGGAGUCUGCGGAAAUCAGUUCGUCCUGUAUGUUUCCAGAGGAGACAUCUGAGAGAGAAGGGAAGGAGCCGCCUCAUCCGCUCCAUCUUCAGCUUGAGCAACCGAAGGUCCAGGACAGUCUGGUUGAAGACUGUCAGGAGAAGCUCAGUAAAGCUGAGGAGAAGAUUCAGCAAAUGAAACAAGAGUUCCAAAAGAAGGAAGCUGAGUGGGAGCUCUCACGGGAAGACCUAAAGAGAGAAGCCGAAGACAGAUUAGCCUCCAUGUUUCUCGAGCUGCAAGAAAAGGCCGAGUCCGAGAAACUGUCCAUCAUCAACAGGUUCGAGCAGCGAGAGUCUAGCAUGAGGCACCUGCAGGACCAGCAGGCCGCCCAGAUCGUGGACCUGGAGAGAUCUCUGCUGGAGCAGCAGGGUCACCUGAGGCAGCUGGAAGAAGAACUCACCCGAGACGACACCCUGCCGUGUAGCCGCUGUGGCCAGGAGCCCUCUGUGGCCCAGGACGAGAAGAACGCCACGCUCCUGCGAGAGAAGGAAGACUGCGCCCUCCAGCUGCUGAUGGCCCAGAAUAGGUUUUUGGAAGAGCGGAAAGAGAUCAUGGAGAAGUUUGCCAAGGAGCAGGAUGCCUUUCUUCGAGAUGCCCAGGAGAAGCACAGCCUUGAGCUGCAGCUCCUGCAGCAGGGCCACCAGCAGCAGCUUCUGGCUCUGAGGGUGGAGCUUGAGACCAAGCACCACUCUGAGCUCUCGGAGCAGCUCGCCGCCUUGGAGAGCAAGCAGCAGUCGCUCCUUGAGACCCAGGUGGCCGAACUGCAGGUAACACACAACGCUGAAAUGAGCGCCUUGGAGAAGAGACACCGGUCAAAUCUGGACGAGUUAGAAUCCUGCUACGUGGCUGAUGUUCAGACCCUUCGGGACGAGCACAGACAGGCUUUGGAGCGCUUGCAAGUAGAGCUGGCAGAACAGCUCCGGAAAAGGGAUUCUUCUCACAGGGAGAUUUUGACGCAGGAGUUGGAAAAACUGAAACUCAAGCAUACCGAGGAGCUUCAGUCCGUAAGAGAUAGCUUAGGAGUCAACCUGAGUGCCCAACACAUGGAGAGCGGGAAAGGGCUGGCCGCUGACUUGCCAGGAGCACACCAGCAGAAGGACCAGGCCGUGGCUCUGCACAGCGAAGGUCACCUGCUGCAGGAAGAUGGUGGUGCAGCCUCGGGUAGUGAGGACGCUGAGGGCCUGCUGCGCCAAGCUGUGCCUCGUGACCUGGGAGACGCACACACAGCUGAAAUACCGAAGUCACAAGCAGAGGUGGCUGAACCUCGGGAGCUGCAGGUGUCACAGGACCAGGUUGCACAGGUGAGAGACAAGGUCUUCCUGCUGAGCCGGGAGUUGGAAGAGUGCCGAUCGGAGUUGGAGCAGCUGCAGCAGAGGCGGGAGCGGGAGAACCAGGAGGGCGCCACGCUGAUCUGCAUGCUCAGGGCUGACGUGGACCUGGCUCAGAGCGAGGGGAAAGCCCUCCGAGAUGCCCUGAGGAGACUCCUCGAUCUGUUUGGGGAAACACUGAAGGCAGCUGUGACCCUAAAGAGCCGGAUCAGUGAGCGUGCCGGGCUCCUCCUGGACCACGAGGAUGCGACAGAUGCAGGCGAUGCCCGGUUAGCAGCUGCAGCCCUUGGCAAUAUGUGGUCCGAUGAGGGUCUCCUGGAGAUAGACAGAACUUUGCCAGAAGGGGCCGAGACAUCUUCAGUGUGUGAAAUUAGCAGUCACGUGUGUGAGAGCUUCUUCAUCAGCCCCGAAAACACACUGGAGUGCGAGCAGCCGAUUAGGAGAGUCUUCCAGAGCCUCGGCACCGCUGUGGAGGGCCUCCUGGAGAUGGCCCUGGACUCCUCCAAACAGCUGGAGGAGGCUCGCCAGCUCCAUCGCUGUGUCGAGAGAGAGUUCCGUCACAGGAACGAGGAGGUGGCCCAGGCUGUGCAGAAGCAGCAGGAGCUUCUGGAGCGCUUGAGGGAGGAGAGCGUGGCCAAGGACGGGCUGGCACUGGAGUUGCACACGGCUGAGGGUCUCCUCGAAGGAUUCAAGGUGGAGAAAGCAGAUCUGCAGGAGGCACUGGGCAAAAAGGAGGAUUCGGAACGGCAGCUGAUCCUGGAGCUAGAGGAUCUGCGAAAGCAGCUGCAGCAGGCUGCCCGGGAGCUGCUCGCCCUGAAGGAGGAAAAUGCCGUCUUGUGGAACCAGAAGGAAACUUGCACUAAUGAAGCAAGAGAAAGAGAAGCUGCACUGCAGAAGGAGGUGGACUCUCUUACCAGAGACCAGUGGGAGUCCAGGAAGCAGUCUGAGAAGGAUCGUGCCACGCUGCUCUCUCAGAUGCGCGUCUUGGAGUCUGAGUUGGAGGACCAGCUUGUGCAGCACCGGGGCUGUGCCCAGCUGGCCGAGGAAGUGGCCACCCUGAAGCAGCAGCUGGCUGCCCUCGACAAGCACUUACGUAGCCAGCGGCAGUUCAUGGAUGAGCAGGCUGCCGAGCGCGAGCACGAGCGUGAGGAGUUCCAGCAGGAGAUCCAGAGGCUGGAGGGGCGGCUCCGCCAGGCAGCCCGGCCGCAGCCUGCCGGGGCCCGCGACAGCCAGUGCGGCCAGCCAGAUGAGGAGGUGGAAUUGUUACAAGAGAAAUUGAGAGAAAAAUUAGAUGGGUUUAAUGAAUUGGUCAUCAAGAAAGAUUUUGCCGAUCAACAGUUGUUAAUCCAAGAAGAAGAGAUUAAGCGUCUCGAGGAGACAAAUGCCAGCAUACAAAGACAAAUGGCCCAGCUCCAGGAGGAACUGGAAAAACAGAAAAAAAGCAUGGAAGAACUAAAGGAAAGAGAGAUUCUAAAGCAAGAGCGCACGGGCGGCUUACUGCUAACACCUGUAUUGCGGUCCAGGCUGGAUGAAGCUGGGUGUCUUAUGUUUUCUCAGGGCAGCUCUUCUAGGGGUCCGGAAGCCCAACUAGAUGUAAUGGAGAGGACACUCUUGCAGCACGAGAAUGAGGUUGCACACAGCAGAAACUCUGAGAUUGAAGAGCUGAGAGCCGUCAUCGAGAACUUGCAGGAAAACCAGAGGCAGCUGCAGAAGGACAAGGCCGAGGAAAUCGAGCAGCUCCACGAGGUCAUUGAGAAGCUGCAGCACGAGCUGAGCCUCAUGGGGCCCAAGGUGCACGAGGUCAGCGAUCCUCAGGCAGGCAGCCUCCACAGCGAGCUGUCCUGCCUCGGGGCGGAAGGCCUGGGCGCACAGGCGCUGCGGCAUGAGCUGCAGGCCGCGCAGGCCGCCAAGGAGGUCUUCGGGCAGCUCCUGGCAGACCAGGCGCACGGGCACAGCCAGGCUCUGGAGGCACUGCAGCGGCGCCUCCAGGACGCAGAGGAGGUGGCUGCAGGACACCUGGCUGAACUAGAGCGCCGUGUGGCCCUCAGAGAGGCUGAGGUGGAAGCCAUGGCCUCUCAGCUCCGAGAGUUCGAAGCUGCCCUGAAGGCAAAGGAGGCGAUCAUCUCGAAGAGAGAUUCCGAGAUGGACGCCGUGAACCAGUGGAAAGUAAGCCAUUCCCUGGAGCUGGAGGCCAUCCUUUUGGCUCUGGCUCACUUCCGCCAUGCUCUGGGACAGCAGACCCUUGUCACCCCAGGCCAGCCUCCCGAACUGCGGCAGCUGCGAAUGCAGUGCGCCCGCCUCAGCCACCAGCUACAAGCGCUGUACCGGCGUUUCCUCAAGUGCCAGCUGGACCGGCAUCAGCCUCAUAUAGGAUCCGUCGGCUGCGCAGAGGCACAGGCUGAACAUGAGGAGGAACUGGAACAGGAGGGAGUCAGCUGCGGGCUAGCCUUGGCUCCCCACAGCCGGGGCGCACAGGCUAAAGAACAACACCUGGAGGACUGUCUGGGCAAUGCCAGUCUCCUAGCCCGGGCCAGACAGCUUCAGGAGGAGCUGGACCAUCGGGUGCAUUCCGUGGACUCCAGGGACACCAGCAUGGAAACUUCUGGAUUACAGCAGCCAGACCUGUCGGAAAAUGGGUCAAGUGAUCGUUGUCAUAAUGGUGGCGCGAGUAAGCCGUCGCCUCCCGAUGAUGUGCUUGAUACUGCUAAAACCACGUGGGAUGUAAUUGAUAUUAUUAAAAAUCAGGAUUUGUUGGUCCAAAUUGAAAUGCCAGAUUUCCCCACUCAAGAAAAGUUAACAUCACAAGGUGGACCUUUCUCCUCCCAAUCCGCGGUGCACCGUGACUCCCUCCUCACUGAGGAGGCUGAGCCCCAGAAGGACACAGUGAGGGCGCUGGACCUGUCUUUGUGGAGCUCCCCCGAGGUUCUCCGGAAGGACUCGUCCUUGGAGCCCCAGCACAGCCUGCCCCUGACGCCGGGCAUGGGUCCGGGGAGCCUGCACAGUGUGGACAUCUCCUCCCCAGACUGGACAGACCCACUGCUGCAGGCUGAUGUGUCGGGGCUGCUUUGUUACCCGGGCAAGCCUGCCACAGGCCAGGCCCCGCUGUGGGCGGUGGCCCCUUCGGCUGAGAAGCACCAUGCGGAGAGGGCGGCCACGGAGAAGGACGUCGAAGACUUUAUCGUAACAUCUUUUGGUUCUCAAGAAUCGUUACCAUCCCCUUCUCAUGAGUUAGCGAGAAGAAGCGAUGGGAGCGGGAAACGUGAUGGCCCGGACACUGCUGUGAUGUUGACCCUGGGCUCAGAAGGAUCCGAGACUCCCACCACUGAUCGAGUAGCUGCCGCUGCUACGGUUCCUUUGUCUCGAAGGCUUGGGCAGUCGCCAGGAGCAAUGAAAGAGAAGGAAGUCAAUGCAAAGGAAAUGAAGGCUUUGCUGCAGAUGGUGUUUGAUGAGAGCCACCAGAUCCUGGCCUUGUCAGAAAGUCAGGACCCCUCUAGCGCACUGAGCAAGGGUGAACCACGUGACCCCCUAGAUGGCUUCCCAAGGGACAGCCAGGCCCUUUCGGAGGUGACAACUGACAGAGGAGAGAAGGAGUCUUUGGAAACACACCUUACGUGGAGUGAGGAGCUUCUGCGUGUCAUCCAAGAAGUGUUCGCCAGGGAGCAGGAGAAGGCUGAGCUGCAGCCUAGACCUCCUGGCUCAAACCUCGGAGACUGUAACUCCCUGGUCAAGAGGCUGGAGAAGGUUCUUCAAGAGCAGGGAGAUCUGCAGAAGGCCCAGGAGCACCUGUGCCUGCCAGACAGGAGCAGCCUGCUAGCCGAGAUCCAGGCCCUGCGCGCUCAGCUGCGCAUGACACACCUACAGAACCAAGAGAAGCUGCAGCAGUUGUGCGCAGCCUUGACGAGCACGGAGGCCCGAGGGAGCCAGCGGGAGCACCAGCUGCGGAGACAAGUUGAGCUAUUGGCGUACAAAGUGGAACAGGAAAAAUGCAUCGCGAGCGACCUGCAGAAAACCCUGAGCGAGGAGCAGGAGGCCGCAAGCGAGGUGCGUCAGCGUCUGACGGCGGAGCAGAGCGCCGUCCAGGACCUCAAGUCCGAGCUGCACGCCUGCAAGCAGGAGAACACCAGCCUGCUGGAGUCGCUGGACAAGGUGCAGCAGGAAGUCCUGCGGCUCAGGUAUGGCCAUGUGACGUGGUCCUACAGUGGAACUUCAUCUGCUUCGGCCGGCAGAGCUGUGCUGGACGGGAAGGAGAACGAGCUCAAGGUGGUGCUCGAGGAGCUGGAGUCCGAGCGGGGCAAGGGGCAGGCCCUCCAGGCCCAGCAGGAGGAGCAGCAGCUGCGGUUCCUGCAGAGGGAGGGCCAGAGCUCCAGGGCCCUGGAGGAGUUGAAAAUAUCUUUGGAGAAGCAGCUUGCUCAAAACAACCAGCUGUGCGUGGCUUUAAAACACGAGCGUGCGGCCAAGGACAACCUGCAGAAGGAGCUGCAGAUCGAGGCCUCGCGCUGCGAAGCCUUGCUGGCGCAGGAGAAGGGCCAGCUCUCCGAGCUGCAGAAGAGCCUGGAGGCCGAGCGGAGCCGCUCACUCGAGCUCUCGGAGGCGCUGCAGCACGAGCGCCUCCUGACGGAGCAGCUGAGCCGCAACGCGCAGGAGGCCUGCGCCCGCCAGGACACCCAAGCGCAGCACGCUCUGCUGCGGAAGCUGAAAGCCGAGAAGGCUCGCGCCUUGGAACUGGAGGCCAUGCUUGAAAAGGUGCAGAAGCAGGCUGCCCACACCCAGCAGCAGCUGGAGUCCCAGGCUCAGGAGCGCUGCGUAGAGCUCAGGAGGGAGAAGGAGGUAAGUGGAAACCUGCGGUCAGCCGUGGAUGCCCUGCGGAGCCACAAACAGGAGCUGGGAUGCUGUCUGGAGAGAGAGAGGGAGAAGGCAGCUUGGUUGCAGGCAGAAUUAGAACAGUUAUCCGCCCGAGUGAAAGAGCAAGACGCACGCAAGGACGCCAGGAGGAUGGAGAGGAGGUCGAGCCGCGCAGACCUGGACAAGCGGAAGUGGCAGAGAGACAAGGAGACGCUGCGAGAGUUGGAGAUACAGCGCCAGCGUGACGAACAUAAGAUCGAGCAGCUUCAGCGUGUGGUGAGGGAGCUGAGGUGGAAAGAGGAGGUGCCUGGGGGAAACGUCCCCUGCCGGGGAUCCCCCGGCCUGGCUUCCCUGGAGAGGGACCAGUUCCAGGAGCAGCAACAGGAACUGGAGAAGAUACGGCAGCAGCUACUGUGUGCAGCUGGGCUGCUCACAAGCUUCACCAACCACACAGUAGACAGGACAAUUAAAGAUUGGACGUCAUCAAAUGAGAAGGCGGUGUCAUCCUUAAUGCGCACGCUCGAGGAGCUGAAGUCUGAACUGAGCAUGCCCACCUCCUUUCAGAAAAAAAUGGCUGCAGAACUCCAGGUCCAGCUCAUGAAUGAACUGCUGAGCGACAACGACGCCCUCACGAAAGCUGUGGGCAUCGCCACCCGAGAGAAAGCGGAGCUGUGCAGGACCGUCUCCCGGCUCGAGAAGACCCUGAAGCACCACACGCAGAAGGGCUGCAUUCUUAACAGGCAAAGCAAGUCUUCAUUGAAGCAAGAUGGGACGGAUCUGCAGAGUUCUCUACGGCACUCAGACCCAGAUUGGCACUCGCAGACAAGUGGGGACACAAAUACCUGCAAUAUCAAAAUGGAAAAGCUGUACCUGCAUUACCUGAGGGCAGAGAGCUUUCGCAAAGCUCUGAUUUAUCAGAAGAAGUAUCUCUUACUGCUGAUUGGUGGGUUCCAGGACUCAGAGCAGGAAACGCUCUCCAUGAUCGCUCAUCUGGGGGUCUUUCCUUCCAAAGCAGACAAGAAAAUCACUACGUCACGUCCUUUCACCAAGUUCCGCACUGCUGUUCGGGUGGUCAUUGCAGUAUUGAGGUUGCGGUUUUUGGUUAAGAAGUGGCAGGAAGUGGAUCGGAAGGGAGCUCUGAUACACGGCAAAAGCACCCGCCACGGACAUCGAACCUCUCAGAGACAACGUUCCCCAUCAGGAGUCAGAGCAUCUCUGCCAACCCGAGACACUUCCUCCUCAGGGUACACCAAGGACUCUCGGCCCAGCCCCAGAUCUGGGGUAGCCAUCCUGCCAGGCAAGGAGAGAUCAACUUCAACACCAAGUUCAAAGCUAGAAAGAUCCCUGACUGCUUCUCAAGAUCCUGACCAUUCCUUGACAGAAUACAUUCAUCGUUUAGAAAUGAUCCAGCAAAGACUUGGGGGGUUGCCACCAGAUUCUACUCAGAAAUCCUGCCACCAGAAGAUUAAGCAAUGAAUAAAGUCCUUGUGGCUCUUAACCUUUGACAUUUCUGUUUGAGGAAAGAUGGUUUUUUUUCCUAAGGAAAGCCCAUGUUAUGGUCUGGAACACACACCUUGGGGGUGGUGACACCAGCCCCUAGGAACCACCGAGAGCUUCCACCUCCACACUCUGCUGAACGGAGGGAGCACGCCGCACUCCUCCCUCCCAGCGAGCCACGGCUGUGCUGGGUCCUGUGCCUGUCGACGGAGCUGCUUAUUUUCUUAGCGUGUCAGGAUGGGAAGGUCGGUGAAAACGAGCACAUAGGAAGGGAUGUAUUUUAAGGACUGUGCUUGGAUGGAUGGAUGGAUGGUCUUGUGUUGUUGUUGUUUGUUUGUUUUUUUAAAUCCAUUUGGUUUAUUCUUUUUUGUUGGCAAAACAAAUAAAAUUAUGUCAAACUUG
Molecule: messenger RNA, 9676 nt
Organism: Apodemus sylvaticus (European woodmouse)
Lineage: Eukaryota; Metazoa; Chordata; Mammalia; Rodentia; Muridae
Gene: Pcnt
Product: pericentrin
Exons: 42
Coding region: 269-9253 (2994 amino acids)
Biological process (GO): signal transduction
Molecular function (GO): molecular adaptor activity
Source: RefSeq, a predicted model, not a curated record